AAGCUCUGCGAAAGAUUGAAACAGGUGGCCACUUUGGUGCUCGUCUGCGUGCUUGGUCGUUUUUGUGCUCGACCCCUGUCGAUCAACCUCCGCGUGCAGAGGUAGCCAAUGAAGGAACUCCCGAGUCACUAUUGUGUUUUUCACUGGACAGUUCUUCAUGGGGCGGAUGGUCCAAAGUGUCCAAGGACAGGGAUUUGCGCAGGAUUUUCAUCUCUAGGGGUGUUGGAAUAGUGUCGGGAAGGUGCAGCAAAAUACGUAUAUCUGCUGGGAGAUCUAUUUAUUUUGAGAGAAAAAGUCAGCCAGAAAGGGCGGCUUGCUAUUCUUUAGUAAAUAAUUACUUCAUGGGCAAGCAAGUUUCUAGGGCAGUUCGAGUCAGGCGAUGUGGGGUCGCAGGUCGUAGGCAGGUAUAGGUAUAACUCGAGCAGUCUUAUGAAGUCGUUGAACGGGAUCCCCGCCUGAUUCUGGAAAGGGGUGCGACCAUAUGCUUCUCCAUGCUACCCCCUUUAGGAGGAUGUUUAGUCAGAAGACCCUUACACGUUUUCCAUGCAACGCCUCGAGUAUGGGCGCGACUCUGAAGACCUGUCCUGGUGAGAGGGUGUCCAGGCUUUUUUUCUUAAAGAAAAAAAAAGAAGAAAGAAAACAGCGGCAAGGGCCUUUUGCCAGGUGCCGCGUUCGGGAGACGAUGGCCCUGAAGGGAACCUCGUGCUUGUGAGUCUUAGCUUCGUCAUUUCGAUCCUGGAUCUUUCGUUCUCCAUGCCUGCCCCUUCCAGAUCUUUCUGACUACCUGUUCUGUCGGUAUUGGCUGGGCUUCUUUUCAGAGAUACGAAGUUACGAAGUAUCAACUGCUUUGGCGACCCUUUGGCGACUAGAACGACAAAUUUGGAUCAGCCUCUAGAAGGCGUAGAUGGUGUCCCUUUAUUUCGUUAACGACUUGCCUAAGUUCCAUUUGACCGAUACCGAUCUCAAAAAGUAUCGCAAUCAGAACAAAAAAAGAAUAUAUCUAUAUAUAGAGAGAGAGAGGCAUCUCGAUACGAACUCCGAGUGAUCGAUAUGCCUUCGACCAAUCAGGUUCAGUAGAUGUUGUAGUUUGUCAACAAUAAACAUCUCUCUUCGCUUCAACUUUUAUUUAUUAUUUUUAUUUAUCUUAUUUUUAUUCGUUUCUUUUCCUUUCUAUCUUUUCGUCGACAACGACACGACUUUAGCUUCCUCCUCUCACGUUCCUGGCGCUCCUCCACCUCUAGAUGUCGAGAGUAAAUCAGAAAUUAAAAGCUAUGUUUUCUACGAGCACCGUAGCGAGUUAAACAAUUUUCUUAUCUGAAUGCGCUCGCAAUCAACGACAGUUUGAAAACGAAAUAAAAGUCUGUGGCCAACCAGGAGGCACGCUAUCUGUUCGCUCUUCGUGAGACGCCGUUUAUCGUGUCCUGUUCUCCAACAACUGAUGGAUGAGAUGGUCUGCAACUAUGCCGGCGUGUUUCACCGUUCCCCUUACUUCUUACCGUCCUGUUACUGGAAGCCCUUCUGUAACACGUGUCCACGUGACAGUUCGACAUUACGUCACCACAAAACAUGUUACAUAUAGACAUCUCCUCACAAAGCAACAAGGACGCGCUGAGAAUAAAUGAAAGUGAUUCACGGUUUAGCGCGGUGGCUUCAAAGACGUCGUCUGCUAGGUAAUAAGAUGUCGUCUGCUGCGAAGGCGAGUGAUCUCUAGCGCGUUGCAUUCGAUGACGACGGCGCACAAAGCUAGAAAAUGUGAAUGUGAGAUACGUGAAAUAUUAGUGUAGAAAUAGAGUUUCUGUGAAAAUGUUGAUACAGUGCACGAAAAUAUGUUCCGUGAACAAAACCCUAAUAGUGAGAGACGCAGAGCCAUUUUCGUUUUCCGCAGGUGUGCAUGGGCAAACUUACCGUGAUGAAGAAAGCCUAUCUUUUUCUCUCUCUUUUUUUUUUUUUUUUUCGUGUUAGCAUCGCAAAGCAACAGUGGCUAUGAGUGGCGUUGUUUUCUAUCGAUCCAUUGAUCACAGGGUACAACAUCCCCGGUGUGCACCAUUUGCAGGCACCGGAUAAGCUACUGCAACAACGCUGAAUAGCCCUAGAGUGUGUGAAUCACAAGUUCAACUCAUAGCCUCGUACCAUAGCCGUGAGCCAAGCAGCACGAACGUGACCUAUACUAACCUCACUAAGCUAACCUUGGCUAACUUCACCUAAACCGACAUCGCCGCCGUCUCCUCACCGCUACUGUCGCUGGAGUUAAUGCCGUAGUUGAGCCCAGCCGCCGGCAGUUCAUUAACCCCCUUAUCCUCUAAAAACAAAAACAAAAAAAAAACAAUCUGUCCAGCGUUUUAAACAUCCCAGCAACACAUCCUGAUUAGGACCCCUUCCCACGGUCUCACUUUCUCUCACAUUUCUUCUCCUCUCCCUCGUCUGUCAUCUCGGCGGCGUCAAAUUCUCUCACGGCGUGCAUUUCAAGUUGCGUCACACGGUGACAUUUAUCGGCUCAGCAGUCAGUGUCGCUUAAAAGAUGUAACCGCGUUCAGAAUCUCGCCCAAGUUUCUCGCAGUGGCUAUGUUGCAGACGACAUUUGUGGGAAAUGUGACAAGAAUCGCGCAGACGACAACGCGCGACGCUGUGCCCGUUUAGCAGACGACAUUGCUGCUGUGAUCGUUUGCUUCGAAUGGACAGGAUUUCAUCACAUUCGACGAUCUUCGGCUGAGAAAAAACGACAGUGAAGCGGAAAACCACGUAGGAGCUGCAACGCGAUACUUUGUUUUCGUUCAGCAGACGAUUUCUUUUCUUCUUUUGUGUUUUUUUUGUGAAAGUGUCGUCUUGAUCCGAAGCUUCCAGUUCCGCAUACCUAUAGUUCCGUCUCUAUCAUACGUGCGAUGGUUGCAAACAACAAGCUUGACGUGCAGUCUAACCGCAUCGGUGUUUGAACCACGAUGGAUUGUACUGAAAUAGUAAACGGAUCCCCAACUACCGUGAUUUCAGAAUUUCCGCGAGAUAUCCAGGAUUGUUCGGGUAAAUAAUGCCAGUGUUACGAGAAUCUGAGCAUUUGUGUCGAUGUACAUGACUACCGACGUCUGCUAGAGAGAAGACUGAACUCUAUCUGCCCAUUCGUUCGCGAACCAUUCAGAAGCUUUCCAGGAGAGUCGCAGACGAAAUAUGAGCACGACCUAGCGUGGCGUUUCUGUUUUGCUGAAAUGCGGUUACGAUGGUUGAACUUUUCGGACGGACGAACUAGUGGACAGUCCCCUCCGUGAUAUCUGAGUCCGAGAGCCCUUCCAUGGCACAGAGCAUCGCUGUAGGCCUUUUUGUCGUUGCAGUCGCCGUGGUUGGCAUAGCGGGGAACUUGCUGACCCUGGUUGCCCUGGCAACAUCCCAACGGGUCCGCAGUGCCUCCGCUGCCUUCAUUGCCAGUCUCUCCGUGGCAGAUCUUCUCUUCUGUGCGUUGAACCUUCCCUUUUCAGCAUCCAGGUUCCUCCAUGGAAGUUGGGCCCACGGAGAACGACUCUGCUGGGUCGUCGCAGCGGGACGCUAUUUUAAUGUCGGCAUCUCGCUCUUGUCCAUCACAGCCAUCACCGUAAACAGGUACGUCCUAAUCGUCCAUCCCGGCGCCUACGAGCGUUUGUACGGCCGUCGAAGCAUCAUCGCUACCGUAGCUUUCACUUGGGUGCUGCCAGCAGUAGUCCUGAUACCGACAGCCCUCGGGGCCUGGGGACGCUUCGGAUUGGAACCUCAACGUCUCAAUUGCUCUAUCGUUCCGGUGGAAGGAAAAUCUGCCAAAGCAUUUCUCUUCGUCUGCGCUUUCGUGGUACCCUGUCUCGCGAUCAUCGUUUGCUACGCCAGGAUCUUCUGGACUGUCCGCAAGUCGAGAUUGCAACUAGCCUCGCACCAGGGCGAAGCUGCCAAGAGACGAAAGGACGAGUGGCGACUUACCCGUAUGGUGCUCUUCAUCUUUUGUUCCUUCGUCGCGUGUUAUCUGCCUAUCACCAUUGUCAAGGUAGCUGACCCGGAUGUUCUCUACCCGAGCGUCCACCUAGUCGGUUACGUCCUCCUCUACUUGAGCGCAUGCGUCAACCCCCUCAUCUACGGUGUCACCAAUCAACAGUACCGACAGGCUUACCACUCAACGCUGGCACCGUGCUUUCCGUGUCUUCUAGCACGACGCCAUGGAAGCAGCCAUUACGGCUCGGAAGAGAACACACCGGCUAAGACUAUGGUCUCUGUUAUCGCGAUGCACACACUAAGCGAGGCCUAAAAUGUCAGCGGAUUGAGUGAAAGUCGCCUGCAAAUAGUCGAGCCGAUUCAUCACGUGUGAUGUGAUGAGCAGAAUAGAUGAUACACUUAAUGUAUUAGCUCCAUGAUAAUGGGAGUAUGCGACAGCUUAAAGUAAUACGCUCUCAGUGGGAGUGUUCUUUUUUUUUUUUUUUCAUCAACAUCAACAUCAGCAAAAUUAUUUAGAUGAUAAUGGCGAUGAAAUAAUAGAAGGCAGAUAUCAUGAUCAACAUCUACAUCAACAGAAUUAUUUGGAUGACAAUGGGGAUGAAAGAAUCCAACGCAGAUAUCAUGAAAUUGAACGGAUGAAUGAGAGAUGAUAUCAUGGUGUGAAAUGGUGAAACAGUUCAUGCGUGGGAUCAAAUAACGACUCAACGAAUUGAAGAAUGUGCCAAGAGUGAAUGUGUCAGCUGACGAAGUCACGUGGACGGGAACUGCCAAUCGUCGAAGAAAACAAAAAAAUUGGUUUAGUGGACAAAAUAUCUCGUAUACUAUUUGUUUUGUUCUUUCAUUGGUUUAUAGGGUGUUAUCACCUUAUAGACGCGGAUUUUUUUUCCUUUUGCAGGAGCACCGCGAGAAACAAACAAAUAAAUAAAGUCAAAAUAAAAUAAAAGAUGUGUGUCA
This is a messenger RNA of Ornithodoros turicata, 4896 nucleotides long. RefSeq names its product G-protein coupled receptor moody-like. The coding region runs from base 3281 to 4255 and encodes 324 amino acids. NCBI's taxonomy places the organism in Eukaryota, Metazoa, Arthropoda, Arachnida, Ixodida, Argasidae. The transcript is spliced from 5 exons. The record is from RefSeq and is a predicted model, not a curated record. Gene Ontology annotation, cellular component: membrane. Gene Ontology annotation, molecular function: G protein-coupled receptor activity. Gene Ontology annotation, biological process: G protein-coupled receptor signaling pathway.